This is a messenger RNA of Cucurbita moschata (crookneck pumpkin), 1218 nucleotides long. Its product is annotated as 18S rRNA (guanine-N(7))-methyltransferase RID2. NCBI's taxonomy places the organism in Eukaryota, Viridiplantae, Streptophyta, Magnoliopsida, Cucurbitales, Cucurbitaceae. The record is from RefSeq and is a predicted model, not a curated record. Gene Ontology annotation, molecular function: rRNA (guanine) methyltransferase activity. Gene Ontology annotation, cellular component: nucleolus. Gene Ontology annotation, biological process: rRNA (guanine-N7)-methylation. Bases 145 to 1011 code for a protein of 288 amino acids. The transcript has 10 exons.
AAUUGAAAACCCUAAACCCUUUCAUCUUCUGCUUACUCCUCCACCGUGCACAGCCGUUUCUCUUCCCCACAUUCGCACUGUUUUUCGUUGGUACUCUACCUCGUGCGCGGCGCCGUCCUUCACCGGUUCUCUUCCUGCUUGGAUAUGACGUCAAGACCAGAACUGCAAGCUCCUCCAGAAAUAUUCUACAACGAUGCUGAGGCUCGGAAAUAUACUUCAUCCUCUCGUAUCAUUGAAAUUCAGGCAAAAAUCACAGAUAGAGCGUUGGAGCUUCUUGCCUUGCCUGAUGAUGGAGUGCCCAGGUUGCUUCUUGAUAUUGGCUGUGGAUCGGGUCUUAGUGGGGAAACAUUGACUGAGCAUGGUCACCAAUGGAUUGGUUUGGAUAUCUCUCAAUCAAUGCUUAAUGUCGCAUUGGAGCGGGAGACCGAUGGUGACCUUUUACUUGGUGACAUGGGUCAGGGCUUAGGAAUACGUCCGGGAGUUAUUGAUGGGGCUAUUAGCAUCUCUGCCGUUCAGUGGUUAUGCAACGCUGACAAGUCCUCUCAUAAUCCGCGACUAAGAUUGAAGGCGUUCUUUGAAUCACUAUACAAAUGCUUAGCAAGGGGCGCACGAGCAGUGUUGCAAGUUUAUCCUGAAAACGUGCACCAACGUGAAUUGAUUCUAGGUUUUGCUAUGCGCUCAGGAUUUGCUGGUGGUGUAGUCGUUGAUUACCCACACAGUGCAAGGAGUAGAAAAGAGUACCUGGUGCUUACUUGCGGUCCGCCAUCCAUUACUUCGACUGUUCCGAAGGGAAAAGAUGGAGAUUACGAGAGCUGUUCCGAUGAUGACAGUGGCGAAGAUGAAGAAAAUCAAACCGUUCGUAUGGCAGCACCGAGGAAAAGGCAGAAAAUCAGAAAGAGAGGCAAAGGAAGAGAGUGGGUACUGAAGAAGAAGGAACAGAUGAGAAGAAAAGGGAAUGCUGUGCCGCCUGAUUCCAAAUACACGGCUCGUAAACGCAAGGCCCGUUUUUGAAUGUUCAUACAUUCAUCAUUUUUGUUCUUGUGAGAAAUUAUUUAAAAUAUUAUAUAUGGAGAUUAAUCUUUUUGUAUUGAGCUUUGAUUGAAUUUUGACAUUUUUUUACCAUAUAUAAGUGUAUAUGGUGAAUGCAUUGAAGGCAGAAUGAGAGUUUUCGGAUCUACCAUGUAUUAGUUUUACAGCAAAAUGUAUUUGGUUUGUGAG